Molecule: messenger RNA, 4512 nt
Organism: Leptopilina heterotoma
Lineage: Eukaryota; Metazoa; Arthropoda; Insecta; Hymenoptera; Figitidae
Gene: br
Product: broad-complex core protein
Exons: 7
Coding region: 691-2028 (445 amino acids)
Biological process (GO): regulation of transcription by RNA polymerase II
Cellular component (GO): nucleus
Molecular function (GO): protein binding
Source: RefSeq, a predicted model, not a curated record
GGGGUAGUUUUCGCCGGCAUGACGACCCUCGCGUGCCACACACACUUUACAUGCUCAGUUUUCACUCUAUCGAUAAUCUCACCCGGCGUCGCGCCGAUAGGAUUAAUCCGUUUCGUGCCGUUGACGAAUCACAAUCAUCGUUCGCGACACUCUUUACUCUCACUAUACAUAAUAUAGUCGCAAACAUUUUUUCGGGGGUUAGUUCACGUGAUGACUUGGCGGGCCAACGUUCGACGCGUCCAACAAAAUAAUUCGCAACAAAAAUUUGCCAAUUUUACAUUUUUUCAACAAAUAUUUUCAUUUUCUUGUUGAUUUUGUUUUUUUUUUCGUGUGUUAUCGUCUCUCUCUCUCUCUCUUUCUCUUAUAUCUCUUCGCAGCAUCCACAUUCGAAUUUUAAAUUUCCCGUGCGUGUGGAGUUUUUUGUGCCUGUUUCGCGAUUUUUUUUUGUUUAAAAGUCGAAUUAAGUUAUUUAUUUAAAAUUAUGAAAUUCUAGUCGUGGAAUUUUUUUUUUUUGAAAGAGACUUGGGGAAAAAAGUGGAGAGAACUGUUUUGAUAAAUCAUUGAUAGUUGGAAAAUGUGCUUCAACUGCUAUUUGUUGUCAGCCCGGGAACUUUUAAACGUGAUGUGAAAGUGUCUUCCAAUGGGAAAUUGGAAUUGUUGUUAAUUUCGGCAAGGUGAAUAGACAUAACGAUGGUAGAUACGCAACACUUUUGUCUGCGAUGGAAUAACUACCAGAGCAGCAUUACGUCGGCAUUUGAGAACUUGCGAGAUGACGAGGAUUUUGUGGACGUCACGUUGGCCUGCGAUGGCAAAAGUCUCAAGGCACAUCGCGUUGUUCUCUCAGCCUGCAGUCCUUACUUCCGAGAGCUACUUAAGAGCACACCGUGUAAACACCCGGUGAUAGUACUACAAGAUGUAGCAUUCAGCGAUUUGCAUGCCUUGGUGGAAUUUAUCUACCACGGCGAAGUAAAUGUACAUCAACGCUCUCUUAGUAGCUUUCUUAAAACGGCCGAAGUCCUCAGGGUGUCAGGACUUACGCAACAGGCCGAUCAAACCGACAGGGAUGAGCUCUCGCAUGUUCGUGCGCUGGCUGCCGGUGGCAAUCACAUACCUCCGCAUGAAAAAUCGUCCUACGAAGGUGGUUUCCCUCGAGCGGGCUCGCCAUCAACUCCAGUAACCCCAACACCAACAACAGUACAACAAUUGCUGCGCAGGGCGCAGAUACGUAGAAACGAAAGGCAUACCCCAGACCCACACGAAGACAGUGUAAAGAGACCCAGGAUAUUAUCGCCUCCACUUAAUAACAAUGAUGCAACGCCCACGGAUUUUUCAAUGGUGAAAAAUCAUUUGUCGAAUAAAAUUGAGGGAAAUGGCAUUCACGAGGAGAAUAGUCCUGUUGAAGAUUCGAUAAAAUGUGAACCUCUCGAAUUAACUGGAGGUAAUGGUGGCAAUGGUCCCAAUAAUGAGGAUUCCUCGGAUUCUGGAGCGGCAGCGUCGGAUCGACCACCUGCAUCGGCGAGUAGUAACGAACAUGAAACUGAACCUGAACAUCCCCCAACGCCAAAUUUUAUCCCCGAGAGUAAACUAUUUACCUCAACGCCAGGGAGCUUCAAUUUUAGUAUGGCAGCACUCACCACAGACCAUUCACCAUUAUCAGUAGUAAAAUUUCCAGGUUUGGGUCACGGGUUACAAACACCGGACUUGGCGGGCACUUCGCAAGCUCCCAAUGACCAUUUUCAACUUUUAAUGCGGCAACCCUAUAAAGGAUACAAACAAAGUCCGCCUUCAGCGAUCUUAGCGAUGCGUCUUUCCCAUCCGUUGCAUGGUAAUCUUUUACCACCGGGUGUGUGUUACACAUGCGACGUGUGUGGGAAGACUUUGUCGACAAAAUUGACGCUGAAGCGACACAAAGAGCAGCAACACUUUCAGCCUCUGAACAGCGCAGUCUGUGGACUUUGUCAUAAAGUGUUCAGGACACUGAACAGCCUCAACAAUCACAAGAGCAUCUACCAUCGUAGACAGAAAUAAAGAAAAAAACAAAUAAAUUUUUUGUCAUGUGAAAACGAGAUUGACACGACAAAAAAGAAAUUGAAUGAAUAAUAAUAAUUUAUAUAAUUGUCAAUCGCGUUUUUUGAAAGCCCGAAUUUUUUUUUUUUUUUUUUUUUUUUUGAAGGGCUUUUUGGAUCGCGAGGAAUUAUCGAGCUUAGAGGCUUGUUCGUUUAUAAUAGCUGUUAGAGAAAAGGCAAUGACUGUCGACAGACGCAGACAAGUCGGAACAGAAGAUUUAUCUUUCUAUUUUUCAACAACCAGUGUCUUUGUGAUAAUUAUUAAUAUUAAAAAAUACUCGAUCGCAAAAUAUUGUCAAAUUUUGUGGAAUAAAAUAAUCUUGCCUUUUGCAAAUUUUUAGAAAAAAAAUGGACGUAUACAUUACGAGAAGUUGAAUCAAAUUUUUAUUAAAGUUUAGUCGUAUAUACGAUGACAAUUUAAUAAUUUAACUUAAUAAUUAUUUUAUUAAAAUUUAAUAAUACUAUCAUAAUAUUUUACUUUAAAAGGAAAUAAAUUUUAAUGAAAAUUAUCAAUCUACUUCUUCGAGUGUAUAAAUUUUCGAAGAGUUACAAUUUUUACAGGUCUGAUUAAUAUUUUUCCAAAAAUUUUUCUAUUUUUCUAUUUUUAUUGAAAUAUUUCCGUUCAUAUUCAAUUUUUUAAUUCAUUUCGAAAUAAGUCGAAUCCUCGCGUGUGCAAUUUGAAAAUAACUUUAAAAACAUCUGUUCUAAAUUGACUUUAUACUCGAAAAUAUUUUUUCAGGCCAUUAAACUUGUGCUCUCGGAGAGAAAAGAGAAAAAAAAAAGUUUCACGCAUUUUCUAGCACUUUUUGUCAAGUUUCUAAUUAUAAAAUAUUUUUAUAUAGAGAAAGGAGAAAAAAAAAUUUGCCAAUAUUUUGCUUCCCGAUAAAGAAUGAUGUUUUCGACUCCGACAAAUUUGCAUAGCGACUGUCUUGUCAUAGUUUUAUAAAAAAAAAUAAAAAAAAUUCCGUGAAGAAACACAGUGCUUCCAAGUGUGUUAAAAAAAAAUUGUGCAAGACCGAAAAAUUCGAAAGCGAUCUUAAAACAAGGAAAUGUAAAAUGAAAAAAAAAGGCUGGACCAGCUUCUCAAAUAUGCACCCGUUAAAAAAAAAGAAUUAUAUUCGUGUUGUUACGAUUAGGCGCAAUUAAUCGGGUGAUUAAAAAUACUUAUUAAGUCUAAAAUAAGACGUUUUACCAUAAAUAAAACGCUUAUAGAGGAUGGAUGAAGACUGUCGUACUUUUUUACGCGCGAGAAAAAAAAUGUCUUUAUUGCGAAAGACAAUUUUUAGAAAAUGACGGAAUUUUUCUUGCCCGUUAGGUUCGAGACUUUUUUUCUGUUUUUGAAAAAAGUGAUUAUUAUUAUUAUUAUUACUAUUGUUAAGCGUAUACGCGUGCAUAAAACUGAUUCGAGAGCGGUGCUACGAAAGAGCCGAGUUGGAAACGCGAUUUUUUAUCGCCAACUAUUAGUUAGGGUCUAUUAAGGUGAUAAAAAGGUUAAAAAAAAUAAAGGUAAAAAAAAACUUCCAGGCGUCCAAGACGCCAUCGUCCAACUAACUUUUAGGAUGAAAAAAAAACAUGUAAUGUUACAAGACUGUACGAACACUGAUUAACUACAAGACUCAAGAUUUUUUUAUUAUUUCUCACUUUAUAUAAAAUGAGUAGAAAAUUUUUUCUUUUCAGUAGAGAAUCUCGCCAAGGGACAACUCUUAGAAAAUUUAAAAAGAAAAAAAAUCUUGAGUGAAAAUUAAGAUGUCUCUUAGUGAGAAUUCGAAUUGAAGAUGCAAUUAAAUAAUAUAUUUUUUAUUUUAAUAUAUUCAUUCCACAUGAAAUGCUUUAACGGGAUACUUUUUUGCAUUUAGCAAUUUUUUUUUUCAUUUUAAUUUUUUUUGCGGUGUAUAUACAGGACCUUAUAUAUACAAAAGUACCUUUUACGACACUCAUUCCUCUUUUUUUGAAUAUCGUUAACACUUUUAUUUUUUCAAAUGGUUUUCACCUCCUUUUUCAAAGUCUGAUGUACAAUACUCAUAUACCACACACUCGUCAUCGUUCACAUUUCUUUUUUCAUCCACUCCAUUUCGUUUUCACCCCUUUAUGCAACCAAACACACUAUAUAUGUAAACCACUACCGAUUCAAAGAAAAAAAAAUGCACUUCGCGCACACACCUCAAGAGUAUAAAAAGUUUACCGGUUUUUUGCUGCAAAAUAGAAAAAAAAGAAGUUGACAGCUAUGGUCCAUUGACACUGACAGAUUACUAUGUACUAAGUAAAUAAUAAUAAUAGCUGCAUAUACAUAUAGCCGACUACAUACAAUAUACCUAUAUUUUAGUAGAACUUUGAUAAGCCACGUGAAAAACAAAACCUUCUUGAUGAUAAUUUUCCUCUUCUGAUCACAUUUGCAUUCGUUUUUUACUAUUUCUUCUGUUUUUUUUAAUUUAUUUAUUUGUGUGUA